AUGGUGGAAAUGCUGGCCCUGCGAGGAAUACUCAAGGACAUGUUUCCACGCAAAGGCAAAGGCAACAUGAGUUCCAGUGUCGAGGAGAUGAUGACGCUGUUCAACCAAGGCGUCACCUACACUUCCACGAAAAUCUCCGAUGCUCUGGGAAAGUUGCAAGUACCACUGGGAGCUCUGAACAUGACCACAGAGCAGUUGGAGGAGAACUUUUCAACAUAUAUGGAGUCAAUCAAGAAACAAAAGGCACCCAAACUGGGCUGUGUUGAUAGCCCCACCAUCACCGCGGAACAGUUUCUUGUGGCACUUGAUAAGUAUGUGGGCGACACCAGCAAACAGAAGUCGGUCUUGGCUGAUGAAGAAGACGAUGAAGAUGAGGAAGAAGAGAAGAGUGAAGCAAGCAACUGA
Haliotis rubra (blacklip abalone) is the source of this 405-nucleotide messenger RNA. RefSeq lists its product as uncharacterized. The transcript is spliced from 4 exons. The coding region runs from base 1 to 405 and encodes 134 amino acids. NCBI's taxonomy places the organism in Eukaryota, Metazoa, Mollusca, Gastropoda, Lepetellida, Haliotidae. The record is from RefSeq and is a predicted model, not a curated record.